CCUUCCGCGAAGUUUUCUUGCGCACGCGCAGUGCUGGUCUCGGUUGCUCUUUUGCUCAGUGUUUAUCCUACACAUUCCCCUUUCCCUGUUGCAUUUAUUGUCAGCGCCCGGCCCGGUUUUGCUCACCGUGAAGAUGGCGGCUGAUGCAUAUUCAGCCAGGCUACGGGACAGACGUGGGCACCGACCAGGAGGACCAGGAGCUCCUGCCGUUACCUCUAUGGAUUUGGACGCCGCGACUUUGGUGCUAGGAGCUGGAGUUACUGUGCUCACCCACCCGCUACUUUACGUGAAGCUUCUAAUUCAGGUUGGUCAUGAACCUCAGCCACCUAUAAUGGGAACUAAUCUUUUUGGCCGUAAAGUUCUUUACCUGCCUGGGUUUUUUUCUUAUGCCCGGUACAUUAUCAAGGUAGAUGGAAAAAAAGGCCUAUUCCGAGGCCUGACGCCCCGGCUCGUAUCCAGUGCCAUUUCCACAGUGGUGCGCAGCAGAGCCAGACAGGCCAUUCCACUGAGUGACAUGGAACAUGUGUCCAAUAAAGAUGACAUCAAAACUACUCUUAACAAAGUUGUCACUGAGACCUCCCAUGAGAUGGUGGUUCAGUGUGUUUCCUGGGUUCUGAUUCAUCCAUUCCAUGUGAUUUCUGUACGUUGCAUGGCUCAGUUUGUUGGGAGAGAGGUGAAAUACAGUGGCUUGUUUGGCUCUAUUGUGAGAAUCUACAAAGAAGAGGGACUUAUGGGGUUUUUUGUGGGACUUGUGCCUCACUUAAUGGGAGAGGUCAUAUUCCUUUGGUGCUGCAAUUUGUUGGCCCACUUAAUUAACACUUACGCUGUGGAUGACAAUUUCACCCAUGCACCAGCAGUGAGAAGCUACACAAGAUUUGUAAUGGGGAUGGCUGUCAGCCUACUCACAUACCCCUUUCUGGUGGUAACAGACCUGAUGGCCAUUAAUAACUGUGGGUUGGUGGCUGGAAAUCCUCCUAAUUUCCCAGUCUUCAAAUCCUGGAUACAUUGCUGGCGGCAUCUUGGUGCCAAGGGUCAUUUAUUCCGUGGAUCCAGUUUCUUUUUUCGGCGAGUUCCCAUGGAGACAGCCAAAUUCACAAUAGAAUGAAAUGAAAAACAUUGUUAUUUAUGUGUCAUGGUAAAUGGGCUCUAUGAUAUUGUUAAAUUGAUAAGUAUGACCGUUUUUACAUUUUAAGAUAUUAAUUUUGGAAUUACCUGUUCUAUUAUAUUUUAAGGAAGAUAAUAUUUUUACACAGCAAUUAUUUUGUCUCCAUCUUAAGGUUCUAUAUUUUUUUUCUUAAUGAUGGUUUUCUUGCCCUUUUAACUCUGUACAAGAAUCAUUACAGUAGUACAGUAUACAUGAAAAUUUUAGUAAAAUAUCUUAAAUGGAGACUGAAGGAAUUUUUAUUAUAUAAAUACAGGAUUUAAAAUUUCCAUAGGGUAAUUUAUUAUAUCUAACUCAUAUUUUAUGGGAGUACUUUUUAUUAUUUUUUGGCUACAGCGUAUAACUUAGGGAUCACAUAAAAAAAAAAAAAGUACAGUCAACUUUGAAUUUUUUUUUUUUUUUUGGGUAAAGCCCACAUUCUGUUCAGGGUAAGAAUCUUGAUAUAUUUGUGCAAGAUGCUGUUCUAUGCUGGUAAGAAUAAGAUACUCCUGGAGUCCAUCACAAACGUCUGAAAAGAGUUAAUAGACAUAGGACCUGUAUUGAUUUAAAGUUUGCUGUACUGGUAAUGGCACUGUGUUAGUCCAUUUCUAAGACUUGAUGGUCACUGUACUGACGUCUGUUUAAGAAUAUACAUGUGACUAGUUCAGUAAGAGUGCAGAGAUUUUCAUGGAAACAAAGUUGACGAAAUGGCCAAAGGAAGCACUUGUCCUUUUCACAAGUGUUCGUUUUGUACAUACUGUAAAAAGAGUUUAAGUCCUGAUAAUGUUUUACUUUACAGUUAUUCUGAUGCUAACAACAGUAAGGAGUUUAUCCUUCAAACUAAAUGUGUAAACAGGAACAUACAGUUAAGUGAAAAAGUAAAUACAUCCCAUGGAAAUUGUUGGCCUAUUUGUACAAGUGAACAGUUGAUCUUCAGGUACAGUAAACACGUGAUACACUUGAAUAAAAACCCAAGGCUCAUUAUGUAUUCAACAAAAAUGUAAAUCGAAGUAAUGGUCUACAGGGGAAAACGUAAGUACACCCUUGGUCUCAAAAGCUGGUUUUGCCCCCUUUAACAGAAAUGACUUUUUGUAGGCAUUUUGCAUGAGUGCCCAUCACUCUCUGACAUUGCCUCAGUGAAAUUUUGGACCACUCCCCCAUUCAAAAUUCCUUCAGUUCCAAGAUGUUUGUCGGUUUUCUUGCGUAUACGACCUGUUUCAGUUCUCCCCACACCAUUUCAGUUGGAUUCAAACAGACCUUUGAUUAGGCUAUUCCAGUACCCUCCAUUUCAUCUUUUGAGCCAUUCUUUGGUGGAUUUGCUAGUGUGCUUCAGUUCAUUAUCAUGUUAAUAGGUCCAUUUCCAGUUCACCCUUAACUUUCAUGUUUUCCUCAAGCACACUUUGAUGUGAUGCAGAAUUCAUAGUUCAGUGAAUGACUCCAAGCUGCCGAGGCAACAAAGCAACCCCAAAUGAUAACAUUUCUACCAUUUUCAAGUUGGUAUAAGGUUCUUCUCCUGAAAUGCUGUUUUUAAUUUGUGACAAACAUGUCUACUGUUACUGUAGCCAAACAACUCUUUCUUAGAAUCAUUUGUCUAGAGGCCAAUGUUCCUGACAAUCCAGUCUUUAAACAGAAAGGCAACGUCAAACUGUAAUGUUGUGCCAAUAUCCUUUUUGAACAGCAAAGGCUUUUUCCUGGUGUCUCUAACAUACAGGUCAAAUCUGUGCAAUCUUUCUGACUGCAGAUACAUGCACUUUGACACCAACUUUUGCAAGAGUUACCUGCAGUUUCCCCAGUGAACUUUUAGGGUUCUUGGAGACUUCUUUUAGUAUCAAAAGGUCAGCUAUUAGACUGGAUUCGCUGGGCUAACCAGUCCUGGCCAAAUUAACAGUCACUUGACAUCUACAUCACUGGUAAAUGAUUUUCCGCACAGUGGAAUGAUUGAUUUUUGAAUAAUUCAGCAAUCUUUAAUUCCCUUGCCAGACUUCCAAGCAUCCACAACCUUCUUUCUGAGGGCCUUGGAGAGCUCUUUUAAUUUUCACAUGAUGACACCACACACAUCUGUAGCAAAAGAGAACACCACAGCGUCAAAUUCCGAGCUCUAAUUUGGACCAGUUCCACCUGCAUACUCCUUAAGAAGGUUCUAAAUAUUGGCACCCACUCUGGAACACUUGAUUGUAAUUUUAUGGAUUUGAAGUGGUGAUAAAUGUAGGGGUGUACUUACUUUUUCCACAUGACAAAUCAGCAUUUCUGCUAAUUUAGCUUAUGAAAAUGAGUACACCAUGUCAAUUGUAUGUGUCAUUUGUUCAAGUAUAUCACCUUUACACGGAGGACUGGCACGGUUUGCAUGAAGAUCUACUCAAAAAUGUUGAAAAGGUUCUAUGAGGUGUACUUACUUUUUCACAUUCCUGUAACUUAUUAAGUAGCACUUGCAAUUCAAGGUUUUUGUUUUUACAUUGACCAGUUACCAUUUGCAGAAAUGAGACGGGAAGUUAAUACCCUGUAUUUAUGACAAAUUCAAGGUCUUUGUUGUUAAACUAUUUGUAUACCAAAAAGAAGAAAUCUCAAAGUUCUGUAAAUACUUAUCAAAAUGCUAACAAUGAUGUGUAAAAAUAUUUUGUUGCACCACUGACCUCGCUUUUAUUAAUAUAUUUAUUUUACUUGAAUAAGGAUGUUUGGGAGAUUAGCUUUAUCAAUAUGCAAGUCAGAACUGGCAAAUUAAUAAGACUAAACUCAAAAAUCUUCCAUAUUUUCUUGCUGCAUUUGUAUCACAAACUCAAACCACAGCAAAAUUGCUAGAUAAGCCAACUCUUGACAAGUUUACAGUAUUAUUUGAAAUCCAUUCUAAUUCCAUAAAAUAUUGCACCUUUCUUAAUAUUGUGCUAUUUUUCUUUAUACUGUAGUAUGGAUCAAUGCUGCAGGACAUCUUACAUAUACACAAGCCAGUAUUUUUGAGUAAAUCUUAGACUUUUAGCUAAAGUAUAUUUUAAUUACAGACACAUUUUAGUUAUGUGCAUUAUUUGUACACACAACUAAGCUUCUAAGUUUAAGUUUACUUAAAUAGAUCUGUUUUCCAACUGUCUAGUCAUAACUUUAAUUGAUUUAGAUUUUUUUAUUUUGGCAAUUAGUGAUCAUACAGUGUAAGAAAUCACAAUAGCACUGGUGCAAGGUUUAAUAUUUUCGAGUAUUAACUACAAAGCCCUAUAGAGAACUAGUCUAAGUAAAGAUACAUUUAUUUUGCUUUAAAAAAUUCAAUUUCAAAAUUUUUUUUAACAAUGCUUAGCUUUAAGAUUGGUGCUAUGAACAUAAUUUUCCUUGCCAUUUUAAUUAAAAUUACACAAACCACAAGAACAACAAAAAUAUAAUAAAAUUCACAUCUAAAAAAUCAGUAGGGAUGAGGAUUUGAGAGAACACAGUGGUUACUGCUUCGGAGGCCUGGGGUUUGAUUCCCAUCUCAGUUAGCAUAUUUCUGUGUGGCUGUGUUUUGUUCGUUUUUUUUUUUUCUCUGUAUAAUCUGACUUUGCUCUCACAUCCUAAAGAUGGGCAAGUUUGGUUGUGCCAACUGCUGCUGGAAACAGCCCCAGCACCUCCAAACCAAAAAUUGGAAUAAGUGAGUUAAAGAAAGGGGUGGAUAGAUGAGCUUAAAUUUCAGAUCACCUCAUGGGGAAAGCUUCUUCAUUUUUGCAGUCUGUUAAGACCAAAAAUUAAAAGCAAGACCAAACACGGGAACUUUUUGCAGUUCUUUUUGUUUUGCUCAUGUUUAGGGAAAGUAUUUAGUUCCUGGCUAUAUAACAGACAUGCCUAAAAUACAUUAUCUUACAUUAUCCCCAUUAUCUAACAGAUAAUAACAGUAAAAAAACUAAGCAUUUAGAUGCUAACAUUUUACUUGUGUAGAUACCAGGGCAACUAAUAAUUAAGUUUCAGGGUAUACAAAUCCCCCCACCCUCUCAAAAUGAUGUGUAAAUGUAUGUCUCUCAUAGUCCUCAGUUUAUGAGGGUCUCAACAGAAUUUAUAUUCACCUUUUGGACGGCUUCAUUAUGUGUUGACAAAUACUCGUGUAUAAAGUUUCUCCAGCAUUGGCAGUGGUUUGCCAGUCUGUGGAAUCCUUUGAGUGACAUAUUAAGAUGCACAUUUGUGUUAAAUGCCCAUGCACUGGCAUGAGCAGUUCUGGGAGUAUACCCACCACAAGUAAACUCCCAAAACUACCAUAUGUGUUGUAUUUUGGUAAUCUGCAUCUCAGUAGCUGACAUUGGGUUAAAUUCCUGAAAAUACAAAAGAAACUGUGAGUGACAAGCCAAGAAAACAAGAAAAGUUUUUAACUGUCAGUAUACACUUACGUUACAUUAAGAUGCCUGAGCCUGACACUGUAGCACUUAGCAAAAUACAGAAACAAAACAAAAAACCCUGCACAGGAGAGUAGUCCACUGAGGGGAGUACAUGCCCUCACUAUCUAGACUAGGACACUCAACAGUUAAAUAAAUUCUCUGAUGUGAAAGAAAACUAGAACAUCUUGAAAAAGUACACAUGGGGAGAAGGUACAGGCUCUUCCUCUGGCCAGGAUUUGAACUUGGGCCCUGGAGAUAUGAAGCAGUGUCACUAACCAUUACACCACAAAACACUUUCAUGUCAUGCCUAUUAAGAUAAAUACUGAAUUGUCUUUUUCUUCAAAUGAUAUGCCAAAUUACUGCCAUCAUUAUUUAGCUGUCAAAAACAAUACACACCUACAGACUUGACCUCCUUUUGUAACAACUCCAGUUUCUUACAGAGAAAUACAGGUGAGUUUACACUCAUGAGGCCCCUCAAUCUCUACUCAUUUAGGUACCUUAUCACUAUAUUCAUUUAGUUGGUCAAGCUUUUAACUGACUGAUCCAGUAAUCUAAUGCAGAGAUGGCACAGUGUCCACCUCAACAACAUUGUCAUGGCAGUAUACUCAACGGCAGCAGUCUGCUCUGUUUAAAAAGGUGCUUUCUGGGUUUUUUUGUAAAUACAUUUUAUCCUCUUAUACCCACAAUGUAAAGUAUUCACUUAUCAUAGGAGCCAAAUACAUAUUGAUUUUUUGGUAAGGGCAAAGCAAGUCUUUGGAGAAUAAAACACUGCAUAGCACUCUUUAAAUGGUUGAGACUUUUAAGUGCGAGUUAGAUGUAUUAGGAAUAAUGAUGUAUGACUUUCUUGCUUGUAACCCGAUUUGGACAAAGCCGGUUUAAAGGUGAUCAGAUUGAUGGAUGUUAACUUUCUACUGAAAAUGUUGCCUACUUUAAUCAUUUGGUAUACAAACUGAAUUGUGAACAAUUUGUCUGUAAAAAUCUCUUAAAUCUUGGGAUAAUAAAAAAGAUAAUGCUGGUAUA
Messenger RNA from Polypterus senegalus (gray bichir), 6483 nucleotides. RefSeq names its product mitochondrial carrier homolog 1-like. Gene Ontology annotation, cellular component: mitochondrion; membrane. Gene Ontology annotation, biological process: positive regulation of apoptotic process. The transcript has 12 exons. The record is from RefSeq and is a predicted model, not a curated record. Bases 134 to 1105 code for a protein of 323 amino acids. Lineage: Eukaryota; Metazoa; Chordata; Cladistia; Polypteriformes; Polypteridae.